CCUUCUGUCCCACCUCUUCUGACCUUGGCCCUGCCCCUUUCAGGAGCACCAAGCAGCCCCCUCCCCAACUUUCGCCAAGGUUCACAGUGGCUGUCUACCCCUCUGCAACUACCAGAUGCAUCAAAGUUUGGAGAAGACUGCAGAAGUAAAACAUACCCUCCUGCAGGACCAACAUUCAAGGGGACAGUUCCUACAUACAUCAUAAAUCUUGAUUUACCUCCCAGCAGAAGAUGGGACAAGUUGAUGAGUGAAAAAAAAACAGAGUUGAAGACUGUAAUUCAUAGUAUUAAAGAUCUAGCAAAUGCAUUUAUCCCUAGUGGCAAAGUGAUUGAAAUUGUGGAUACUAAGUUGGUUUGGUUGAUUUCCACUCUUCCCUACCCUUUCAAUGAAGAGCUCAAAGGGAUAGCAAAUGCUUCAGGCAUUCCUCCAGGAGAAAUUCUUCUAUUCAAUAUCUUCUAUGAAAUCUUUACCGUAUGCACUUCUAUAGUAGCAGAAGACAAAACAGGAAAGCUGUACCAUGCUAGAAAUUUAGAUUUUGGACUAUUUCUGGGGUGGAACGUAAAAAAUAGUUCUUGGAUUAUAACUCAGGAACUGAAGCCCUUAGUGGUGACUCUGGACUUCCAGAGAAACAACAAAACAGUAUUUAAGUCUACAAACUUCGCAGGAUAUGUGGGCAUAGUAUCUGGAAUCAAACCAGGAAUUUUCACUCUUACGAUGAAUGAGCGUUUCAGUCUUGAUGGUGGUUACAUUGGAAUCUUUGAGUGGAUUCUUGGGAGGAGAGAUGGUAUGUGGAUGGGCUUCCUCACCAGAACUGCACUAGAGAACAGUACAAGUUAUCAAGAAGCAAAGGACCAACUGGUUAAAACAAGGCUACUGGCUCCAGCUUACUUCAUACUGGGAGGAAACAAAACUGGAGAGGGCUGCGUGAUCACUCGUAGCAGACUAGCGACCUUGGAUAUCUGGGACCUUGAUGCAAAUGGGGGCACAUGGUAUGUUGUGGAAACAAACUAUGAUCGUUGGCAAGCUCCCCUUGUCUUGGAUGACCGUAGAACACCUGCAAUGAAGUGCAUGAACCAGACAAAGCAAGAGAACAUCUCCCUAUCAACCAUCUAUGAUGUUCUCUCCACAAAACCUAUCUUAAAUAAGCUGACUGUGUGCACAACACUGAUGGAGGUUUCGGAAGGCCGUUCAGAAAGUUAUCUGCGGGAGUGCAUAGGUUCCUGUAGUCCUUGGUGAUCCUUCACCCACCUGGGAUGAGCUCUGCCUGUGGAACUGGAUGCCUGUCAUUUAAAAUAACUAUUCCUCUGAAAAGGGGUUCUUCAGACUACACAUUUUUUAUGUUUGAUGGCAAUAUGCAAAUAGCCACAAAUGAAGGACCUGUCCUACAUUGGAUCUCUUUGCUUCCUUAAUUAUUGGCAGUUCAGACAACUGUGUCCUAGUAUUCCUUUGUUUAUUCUUCCAAGUAUCUUUUCUGUAAGUGUAAUUCAACAAUCGCCUAUUGGUCCCUGCUAAUUUUUGUUACUGCAGUUGUUCAGAACAUUUCUUUUUGAGAUUAAAGAUAUUUUUAAACGACAACAUUUUAUUAACAUAGCACCCUCUCCCAGUAUGAAAGAACUAGAAAUGGCAUUAAAAGGCAGUUGAUUAAAUUAGUUCUGCUACUUUUUCUUUUCACAAUAACAAAUUAAGAGUAAUAAAGUUGUUUGGAAGAAUGUUUAAUGCUGCUAGUUCCAUAUUAAGAAUGUAUUUCUAAAAUGUCUAUGUAAAAUGACCUAUUCAUAAAGUAACUCUUAUUACAAUAAACAAGCUGUUGGGGAA
This is a messenger RNA of Pelodiscus sinensis (Chinese soft-shelled turtle), 1815 nucleotides long. Lineage: Eukaryota; Metazoa; Chordata; Testudines; Trionychidae. The record is from RefSeq and is a predicted model, not a curated record.